UUUGAAGUAACAUACGGUGUGCCUUUUAGGUCCUUUUUAUUGUUUAAUUUACAAAGUAUAUGUGCUUUCUCUUGGCGGCCUCGUUAAAUUUCCCCAGCUACGUUGACGCCAUGCAGUUGUACAUCUGUCUCUCCUGAUGAAGCCUGUCUGAUGGAUGGGAGAGAAUUCUCUCCAACUUAACCAGGAUAAGACUGAAGUUGUAAUCAUCUGUCCUGAGUUCCAGAGAGAGACUUGACUCAAAAUACAAACACUGUCUCUACAUCCAGAUUAAGUAACCCUGUUAUUGAGAGUCGGCAUCCAUCACCCUUCGAAGAAAACACCCGCCUGAACUAUUUCAAAGAUGCUUUUUAUCAUCUCGACAAACAUGAAGGAUGCCACGCAGAGGUCAUCGGUCACUGUCCAAACACUCUCUCUUUGCUUUAACUUUCUCUUCAGUGUAAAUGUACUUGAAGUGCCUAAUUGGUCACUUUGCAUGUAUGUGCUUACAACGCCCGUGUGGAUUCUGGGGGUGAUGUGUGGGGGGCUGGAGGAGGAGCACUUGAGGCCAGAGUGUAUAUGAGACCCUCACAUCAAGCUUUGUUGCACACUCCUCAUCUUCAGCCCAUUCUCCUCUUUUGGGGUGAAAAUAAAAAAAUCAAAGUACCUUCAGGCCUUUUCCCCCUCCAGGUCCAGCAUGGGUGGAUGCUUGGUGUUUCAGAGUGUGCUGAUCCUGUGGCUGGUGCGGAGUGCGCAUACUGGGGGUUAUGGUGCAGGAUUGUCUGCACUACCCAAUGGCCAUGAAACACACUUCAACGGAAGAAGAGUGCACAAUGGUGGAGGCGCUGCAAGAACGCUGAGGCCUACGAAAGGUGUAGGUUCACCAAUGGGCGCCCAGAAUGGAUAUGCUGGAUACCGUAACAGUAAAGGAGCCGGCUAUGGCGGAGCUGCUGGGAUGGCCGCUGACGUGGGAACCAAAGGCUACAUUGCAGGGAGAUUUCAAGGAAUGUGGCCACAAGGCUAUGGUCGCCAUUCUGGGCCCACCAGCAAACAUCCAAUGAAAGGCAAUGGCUACAGAGCUCAUGUCGGCGCAUUUGCUGGACGAGGAAAUAAAGGUUAUGGAGGUCCUGCUGCUGGUCCCCAAACUGGAAUCAAAGGCCAGAUGAAGGGUUAUGGUCGUGCAACUGGAGCUCUUGCUGGAAAUGGAGUCGAGCCAAAUGGUCAUGCGUACAGCGGACUUGCCAAUCAAGGUUAUGGAUAUGGAGCAAAAGCUGGUCUACCAAAUGGAGCUGGAAACAAUGGCCUGGGGAGUGCUGGACGUAAACCCGUAAAAGGAUACGGCCAGCCAUACUAUGGAGCAGGUGCUGGUCUGGGGGUGCCGCAGCUUGCCAGGAACCAGGGCAAGGGUGCGCCAUAUAAUGGUUAUGGUACACAACCAAUGGGUGGCUACACCGGUGGUCAUGGUAGUGCUGGAAUGAGCCUGGGACCUCGAUAUGGAAGUGGAGGAAUCAAAGGACCCAAAUCAGGUUAUGGAUACCCCAAUAGUGGCACAAACUAUCCUGUAAAACCAGAAUAUGGCAAUAUUCCACAUGGGAAUGGUGGUGUGAAGACCAACGGAUACGGAGUGAACAGAGGAGGUUAUGCGGCUGGACUUGUGCCGAGUGGAGCCAAACCUAAUGGAUAUGGAAACGCAGGCACAAAAGGAUAUGGAACCAAACCCAAUGGCCCUGGAAAUGGUGCAGCACUCGGAGGAGCGGGAAAUAAACUCAAUGGAUAUGGAGGAGGAGGACCUGGCUCGCCACCUCAGGCCUCUAAAGGCGUUGGACCUACGUCACCUCUGCAGGGCUUUGGUGGUGCUGUUGCCCUACCAAAUCAUGCAGCUAAAGCACCAAACUCUGGUUUUGGCCACACGCCGUAUGGAAAAGGUCCAAAAAUGCCAGGUGCCCCUAACGGCAAAGGGCUUAAAGGUGGUGUUCUGUCACCUCGACAACCAAGCUCUACACUCCAAGAGGGCGCCUCACCUCAGCGACCAAUCAUCGAAGGUGGCACGCUACCGGCACCUGAGCCCACCAGCGGGCGGCUCGUUCUGGUCACCAAAGACCAAUACCAGAAACUGCCCUUGCCUGUACCCCAAGGGAAAAACUUCAUGCAGCCGCAGGCUACGCCGGCAUAUGUACCCAAAGAGCCCAAGCUUGGUCCUGAAUCCUCUCCUGGGUCGGCACUCAUGAGACCACUGGACAAAAGUCUGACGCCCCGCUCUUAUGAAGCAGGGCCGCACAAUAACCCUGCAGGUGGUAGACCUGUCGCCCCUCCCCAAGAGAAUGGAGCAGGGGCUUCAAUAUCCAAGGGACACAGACCUCAAGCAGGCAAACCUGAUAAAUGCACUUUUCUUGUAGACUGUGGCCCAGGGAGUCCAAAUGGACAGUGGAUGAAAAUACCUAGACCAGGAGCUGGCGUGUCGGCGGGCAGCAACACCAAAGGUUACGGAGCAGCUGGUCCAAACAGAUUGGGCGCCAAUUCCGGUUCUGGACCUGCAGGCUAUGCUGGACCUAAUACUGGAUAUGGAGUCGGCCUCGGAUAUCCAAACGCAGGCAAACCACAACAGUCAAUUUACAGGCCAGGAGCCAACCUUGGAGGAGCUGCCUAUGUCAAGGGAAGCGCUUACCCAGGCUAUCCAAAUGGCGAUGUUGCUGGUGUCCAGCCAAACUAUGCGAAUCUUGGCCACGGUGUUCCGACAAUUGGUGCAAAAUCAGGUGGUGCUGUGCAGGUGCCUUACAAUGGCGCUCCAGCCGGAGUUGAUGAUGCAAAUCAGCCUGAGCCACAGCCAGCCGGCCUCGGUCCAAAUGGAAAACAACCCCCGGUGUACGCUGGAAUGGAGGGUUUACCUUACGGGGGUCAGCUGGGCAUGGGUCCUGAGAAAGCAAAUGCCAAGUAUGGCAUUGGCGGCUUGCAGUUUGGUGGCGGCCUUCAGCCAGCCAAUAAUGGUGGAGAUACGGCCGAGAUGGGUGGUGUUGCACCUGGACAAUAUGGGUAUGGCGGCAUCACCGAUAUUGGCCACCUUCUACGUCUCGGCAGUAAUGGACCCCUUGCUGGCAAAUAUGGUUAUGGAAGAAUGCCCCACGAAGUGCAACCUGUUGGGUUUGUCCCUCAGAUGAGGUCUCCUGGUGCCACACAAUAUGGUCAUGGGGCUUUACCUUAUCACUCAGGUCUUCUUGGAUAUGGACCAAAUAUGAACUAUGGUGGUGUUGACGGUUCCUAUGGGUCACAAGGCCUCGGAGGUGAAGGGAAGCCUGCCGGGAAACAUGUGGAUAAUCUGCCACUUCACCAGAGCCAGCCUCUGGAAGCUCCUUCUGACAGCCGAUCAGGUUCACCUUAUGAACCCCAGCCAGCGGGAGGCGAUCCAAAUCUGUCACGAGCGGGCGAUGGCAUCGCGAAUAAUAAAUAUGAAAAUGUGGGUUACAUAAGUGGAAGCAAACUGCAGCCAGAAGUCAUUUCACUCCCUGCGGCACCCACUCCCUCGCCGCCUGACUCAGUCUUCACACCAGCGCAAACAGACGACCUCUCCUCAGACCUCACGGGCACUGGUAACCUCGCCUUCAAUUCGGAGGCGGACAGGCAGGCCACCGCCCAAGGGUCAGAACAGCCCGACGACCCAGCGCCGAUGCCGCGGCAGCUUAACAUCCAGCAGCACCUCAAACUGCAAUUUCACCCUCAAGGAUCAAAGAAUGCAAAAUAUGACUUGAAUGGCUUCUUUGGAAAUGGUGGCUACCAAGGUAAGAGUUGACUUCUAAAUAUAAAAACGUAAAAAGAUUAAUCUGUCUUCUUCCACACAGGUUAACACUGCUGUCAUCACUUUAUUCCUCUGUGUCAUUGUAUGAUAGUUGUCAUCACUUCCUGAUUGUAUAAUAGUUUUAUUUACUCCUUUUUAUUUAACUUUUUUUUUUUAGAUGAAUUGAGUUGCCAUGUUAUCUGUAUUAUUUUUAUAAAAAUAUACCUCUGAGCAACAGCUUUAUAGUCUGCACUUACGUGUUCACUGUACAGGCAAACAAAUAGUUUGACGACUGGGGAGUUUUGUCCUCGGCUUGUUAGUGUAUUUGAAUCAGUCGGCCAUGCCUCACAUAGAUCCAUUUCUAUAUACCCCCAAAAAAAUGCUUUCUAAUGUUGCUUGGAAAGAAAAA
Messenger RNA from Hippocampus comes (tiger tail seahorse), 4154 nucleotides. RefSeq names its product calymmin (gene cmn). The transcript has 48 exons. Lineage: Eukaryota; Metazoa; Chordata; Actinopteri; Syngnathiformes; Syngnathidae. The record is from RefSeq and is a predicted model, not a curated record. The coding region runs from base 674 to 3760 and encodes 1028 amino acids.